CCCAGCUCCCAACUAGUUCAGCUUCAGCUCUGCUCCAUUCCCAUUUCUAGAAACUUCCAGCUGACAAAUCCGGUUUAAUUUCUCAAGGCCUCUCCAUUUGUUGAUACUACAAGAAGGUCUCUUAAACGAGCAAGCAUAAGAGCUGAUGCGGGGAGCAGAUAAACUUAUUUAAUGAGAAGAAGACAAAGGACAGUGGAAAUUUGAUUUGCAAGCUACCCAAGAAAGAGCUACAAGAUUUGUGCAGGAAACAUGGGUGAGGAUAGGUUUUCACUCAGAGAGAUGAAGAUGAAGACAAAGGACAGUCGAAAUUCCAUUUACAGUCUACCCAAGAAAAAGCUUCAAGACUUGUGCAAGAAGUACGGUUUGUCUCCUUAUAAGACAAAACCCAAUCUCGUGAAUUCUUUGAUCAAUUACUUCAAGAUUGCAGAUGUAGAAACUUCCGAAGGCAAUUGGUACAACCUUCAAGAUUCUUCUGGCCUAUGUGAUGAGAAGGGUUUCAAUCAAAGAGUUCACAGUCCACCAAUAAGUUUUCCCAAGAAUGCAUUUACUUCUGACGUAAAGUCAACUCAUGUGCCUUCAUUUGAGUUUUCUGUCUCAUCGGAUGAUGGAAUCAACCUUUCAGUUGACUUAAAUUCAUGCCCAUCAGACCGUUUUAGAAGAUUGGAAAAGGAGUGUGUAUGUAACAAUAUGCAGAAUCACAAAUUUCAAAGUUUCUGUCAGGAGAUUCAAUGCCUAAGAAAUAAUAGACAAAUGACAAGUUCAUUUCUCUGGGAAACAGAUUCAGACGAUGUUGUACGUCAUACAGAAAAAACAGAUGAUGCGGCUUUAGGAUUUUCAGCAACAAAAAAAUCACGUGAUGUAAGUUGUCUCAAUUCUAAAAGGCAGAGAACUUGUUCUCCGGAGAAGCUUACGGUGCUAGCUCAUCUCUCUUCGGAAACUGAUUUUUCUGAGAUAGAGGCAUCAGAAAUUGGCAGUCAUCAUCGACAUGUAUCAUAUUCUUCUUCUGAAAAAGAUUACCUUAAAAAUUUGGUUGAUGCAGCAGAAAGCCUAAGAAGUCAACUACCCAAUUCUUGUGAGGAUAGCUGUAGAAUGGACAAGCCUUCAUCUGCUGAUGGAGGGGCAAGGGACAGCUCUGCCAACGGAAUAGAAGCUUCAAAAGAGCUUCCGGAGACGCAUUUAUUGCAUGGAGGAAAGAAGAGAAAGAGGGAUGAUUUUAAAUUUGAUAAUGUUCAUCAUUAUAAUGAUGGGAGAAUUUUGAGAAGUGCAAAGCGUCUACAAAGUCAUCCCAGAAGAUCUUUGCGGCUUGUCCAUAAGUGACAGGUGGUGUGGACUUCCUAAGAGUUAGAGAUCUGCUUAUGUAAUAUUAUACUCUCAGUGCUGAUUUACAACAUACAUGUCUUUGUGGUUCUUCUACUCUGUAUUCAAGAGAAGAUUAAUUACUUGAGGUUAGGCCAAGCUGUUUAACACGCUAUCUGCUUCUCAGUCAACUAGAAAAAAACAUUUGAACUUCUCUCUGUUGUUAUGGUUUCUGAGAGGGUCUACCGGAAACAGUCUCUCUACCCUCAUAAGGUAGGGGUAAGGUCUCCGUACUCACUACCCUUCCCAAGCCCCACUCGUAGGAUUUCACUGGGUUUUUUUUUGUUGUUGUUGUUGUGUUGUUAUGCCUCAUUUUUUAAAACUUUGCACCUCUUUGCUGUUUGUUCUACCAGUUUGUGUCACUUGAUCUGAACUCUGCGGCUUCAGAGGAAUAUACACCUCUAAUCUCCCAAAAUCAAGAGGGGAAUGUACACCUCUAAUCUCCCCCCAAUUUAUUUAUAUUUAAUACAAAGAGUUCAUUUGAUGCUUUAUCACAGCCUUUUUCCAACUGUCCACCCUAUGUUUGUUUUCAUCUUUUCUUGAUUUUAUUUUUCUUGAGCCGAGGGUGUAUCGAAAACAACCUCUCUACCUUCUUAAGGCAGGGGUAAGGUGUCCUACGCACUAUCCUCCUCAAACCCCACUUGUGGAUUACAUUAGGCUUGUUGUUGUUGUUACCACUAAAUUCACUUCUUGCUAAAAUCAUGAGGUGAGGAUAACACUUGCUUAUGACUCUUGUAGAAGGGUUAGUCUUAUUGUUCUUCUUUGUCUUCCCUCCAUUUGGGAUUAACUGAUAGAGAGGGAUAACAUAGCUAUCUUUACGUCACCUAUCAUAUUUUUGAGAAAUAUACAUGUGGUUUGUCUCUUGUC
Nicotiana tabacum (common tobacco) is the source of this 2223-nucleotide messenger RNA. RefSeq lists its product as uncharacterized. The record is from RefSeq and is a predicted model, not a curated record. Lineage: Eukaryota; Viridiplantae; Streptophyta; Magnoliopsida; Solanales; Solanaceae.